AAUAAACAUUCUAAAAUAAAAUAAAAUGAAUUUGUUGUUUUUAUGUCUAUACAUUCUAAUAGUUUUAAUAGUUUUUGAUUUUGUUAGAAAAAAUCUUAGACUAGGCCCCAAUGACCCAAAAGGACCUAUUUCACUUCCACUAUUUGGAAAUCUUUUAAUGUUGGGAAAAAACCCACACAGAACACUAACUGCAUUAUCACAUGUAUAUGGCGGAGUUUUUAGACUUUAUAUGGGUGAUCAUUACGCAAUGGUUAUUACCGAUCCCUAUGUAGUUAGACAAAUUUGGAAUAAAAGGUUUUCAAAUUUUUCAAAUAGACCACAUCCAAAUAGUUAUAGGAACUAUAGUGGCGACUUUCAAGACCUUGCAUUUGCAGAUUAUAAAUUAUGGAAGAAAAAUAGACAGUUGGUUUCGAGUGCAUUCACAAAAACAAAAUUAAAAACUGUAGAAGAUAUUAUUGAAAGACAAACCAGAUAUUUAGUAGAUUCAAUGAAAAAAUGCUCAAAUGAAAACGAAUAUUUUGAACCUAAAAAGUAUUACAGUAAAUUUGCAAUUAAUAUUGUAUGCGGUAUGAUGUUUAGUAAAGAGAUUUCGCCAGAGGAAAGUGUCGACCAAGGUUCAAUGGCUAAAUUAACUGUUCCAAUUCAAAGUGUGUUUAAAAAAUUAGGUGCUGAUAAUCCAGAUGAUUUUAUUUCAAUACUUUCACCAUUCUUUUAUUUUGCAAACAAAAAGUUUAAACGUCAAGUAGAGGAUAUUUACGAAUUUAUGGAGGGUAUAUAUGAUGACCACGUAGUUAAUUUAGAUCCACAAAAUCCAAAAGAUCAAAUGGAUUUGCUUAUUAUUGCAUCGAAUGGUGAGGCUAAAUUUAUGGUAAUACACACCGCAAUGGAUUUCUUAUUGGCUGGAUCUGACAGCAAUGCCGCAGUUAUUGAGUGGUUUUGCUUGUUUUUAAUAAACAAUAAGGAUAUUCAAAAGAAAGCAUACGAAGAAUUGGUUGGCUGCUUAGGUAAAGAUUCAAAGUUUGUUUCUAGUAGUGAUAGACAGCAAUGCGAAUACAUGGUUUCCAUUAUCAAAGAAAUUUUAAGAGUAAGACCUGUAGGACCAUUAGGAAUCCCAAGAGUUGCAUUAGAAUCAACAAAUAUCGAAACUAAAGAUGGAGAGUCGGUAUUUAUUCCCAAAGGUACACAAGUUUAUCAAAAUAUUUAUGGUUUGGGUCACAAUUAUGUAGAAAAUCCACACACAUUCAGACCUGAAAGAUGGAUAGAAUAUAGGAAAUUAAAAGAGUUUAAAGAUAUUAAUGGAAUUAAAGAAAAAGAUUACUUUAACGACUUGGAUAGAGUUUGCAUUCCAUACUCUGUUGGAAAUAGAAAUUGCCCUGGUAUGGCUUUAUCUGAAAUGAUAUUAUUCUCUGCAUGUGCAAAUAUUUUAUUAAACUUUGAAUUAGAUUCAGUCAGUGGAAAUAAUCUCGAUGAAGAGGAGGUAUUCGGUUUAACAAUUCACCCUAAACCAUUCUCAAUUAAGUUAACUCCAAGAUUUUAAAAAAAACAAAAUUAUUUGUAUUAUUUAAUGGUUUAAAAACUGAUUAUCAAGAAUCAACAAAAGCAUUUUUAAAAAUAAAUAAAAUAUUAAAAUAAAUAAUUAAAUAUUCCCUCC
Dictyostelium purpureum is the source of this 1651-nucleotide messenger RNA. RefSeq lists its product as uncharacterized. The record is from RefSeq and is a predicted model, not a curated record. Gene Ontology annotation, molecular function: iron ion binding; heme binding; monooxygenase activity. The transcript is spliced from 7 exons. Bases 26 to 1537 code for a protein of 503 amino acids. Lineage: Eukaryota; Evosea; Eumycetozoa; Dictyosteliales; Dictyosteliaceae.